AUGACAUCAUCACCAUCAACCUUACAUCAACUUCCACUUCUAGUAUUGAGAUAUAUAGUUGAACAUGUCAAUGAUACUUACUCCAGUAUCUCAUUGGCAUUGACUUGUUCAAUCCAUCACCUAAGUCGAUAUGUAGAGGCCACAGUUCAAACAGGUUCAUACUUUGUAGUUGACAAGGACUUUGACUUGAUCACUGGUACUAUUCCAUAUGGUAUCAAAUAUCUGUUCUUCUCUGAUCACUUCAAUCAAACACUAUCGAUUGGUGACAUACCAAGUAGUGUGGAACAUUUGGAACUUGGAGGAAUCAAUCAGAUAUUGACACCAGGAAUCAUUCCAGACUCUGUAAAGACAUUGGUGUUUGGAUUCAAGUUUGAUCAACCAUUGAUGAUUGGAUCAAUACCAUCAUCAGUCACAUAUUUGAGAUAUCAAGUGAGUGAUCGUGCUGUCAACCAAAUCCAAUGGAUACCAGAUUCGGUCACCAGACUCAAGAUCUCAACGAGGUCAUGUCCGAUUGGAUUGAUCCCAUCAUCAGUCAAAUCACUCUCAAUAGAAUGUUGUGGUGAUGGCAGUGAAGAUGAUAGUGAAGAUGAUGAUGAUGAUGAUGAUGAUAGUGAUGGUGAGGGUGAUGUGACAUUGGUACCUGGAUCCAUUCCAGACUCUGUAACAUAUCUCUCAAUAUGGACAAAUGAUCGACUUGUGCCUGGCAUUAUCCCAUCAUCAGUGAUCACGUUGACUCUGGACAGUGUUGGUGAGGACCACAAAGGGAUUAUCCCAGACUCUGUCAAAUCCUUGAAGGUAUACGAUAACUUGCCCGAAGACUUGGUGUUGCCGCCAUCAUUGGAAUCACUCACUGGAUAUAUUGAAGAGGAUAUGAUUCAUCAACUUCCUUCAACACUGACUAGUAUGACGAUCAACGAUCGAAACAGUGUUCAACUGGCUAAGCAUCAUCAUGGAAUGAAGUUGUACAUGCAGUUCAUUCAAUCAGAGAUAUUCAAUCGACUUAUCACCCCUGGCAUGCUCCCAGACACCCUGACCACAUUGUCAUUCCCAUCGGUCUUUAAACAGAUACUCAAUGUUGGUGAUAUCCCAUCGAGUGUUACAAAGAUUGUAUUUGGAUACCAAUAUAAUGAGGUAUUGAAGGCAUCCGUGCUCCCAUCAUCAUUAACAACUCUCAAGUUUGGAUCAAUGUACAAUCGAUUCAUUGAACCCGGUGUGAUUCCAGAGAAUCACUCAGACGUCUCAAGAUACCAUAUCAACUCACUCUCCCGGAUGGCCUACCUCAUCUCCCCAUCCUACAUGUCAUGA
Acytostelium subglobosum LB1 is the source of this 1305-nucleotide messenger RNA. RefSeq lists its product as hypothetical. The transcript is spliced from 4 exons. The record is from RefSeq and is a predicted model, not a curated record. The coding region runs from base 1 to 1305 and encodes 434 amino acids. NCBI's taxonomy places the organism in Eukaryota, Evosea, Eumycetozoa, Acytosteliales, Acytosteliaceae.